Molecule: messenger RNA, 2667 nt
Organism: Plasmopara halstedii
Lineage: Eukaryota; Oomycota; Peronosporomycetes; Peronosporales; Peronosporaceae
Product: FOG: RCC1 domain
Exons: 5
Coding region: 1-2667 (888 amino acids)
Source: RefSeq, a predicted model, not a curated record
AUGGGUGAUGCCUUCUUGCGCGCUUUGAGUGCGGAAUUGGAGCAAAUACAGCGCGCACUGUCCCCGCGCUGUCUGUUCUGCGUUCCUCACACUCGUGCUUUACUCAUUAGCGACACCAUAACACAGGAUGUUCUUUAUACGCAUUUCCUCACACCUGCUGAUGCCGACGCCGAGCCAAAGCGACCACUUGGCGCCUACAAUACACUAAAUGGGAAACAUGUUACAGUCGUCGGCUCUCACGUCCACACUGGCAAAGGCUUUCGCGAUCGUAUCAGAGUGCGAAUUUUGCUAUCAGAGAAAAGAAACGUUUGCCAUCAAGAAGUGACCGUGCUAUACAUUAGUCGUCCAUUAGAGGGUGGUCUUCAAGGUCCAGACGAUCCAAAUGAGAUUGAUGUAGCCACAUUGAGAAAGUAUACCGCUAUUAUCAAAUCGUUUCCAGAAAAUGAGUUUGUGUUUCAUCAGCUAGAUGACACAAUUAAUCACAUAAAGCAGCUUCGCGCUCAUAAUCAAGCGUUUGAUCAACAUAAACAGCUUCUUUCGAGUGGUUUAAGAGAAGAGUGGGAGACUGCAGUGGACGAAUUAAACCGUGCAGGAACUUUUAAUGACGUUGGAAAAGACAGCAUACAAUAUGGGGAAAGCGACGGCCAUUUGCUGCAAAUACAGCAAGUUGUAGAGUGCUAUUUAAUGGAAAAUGUACAUGAUGUCGUCUUCCCAAUUGUUGUGGCAAGUUGCCGAGAACAGGAUGCAAAAUUACACCAGGUGCUGUAUCAAUUGAGAUAUUAUACACCUGAAGACUUUGGACUUAGAAAAGAAUAUCAGUGUUUCCUUGCAGAUGCGCGAGACACGCUUUUCACUAUUACACAGAAGAAAACACCGUUAGACAUGCUUCUGGUGUUCAAAAGGUGCAUAGAACAAAUCACCGAUGCGACAACACAGAAUAUCAAACUGCGUAGUUUAAGCUUUGACGCAUAUCAAUUGACGACUGAUGAUAUCUUGGAUCAAUUACUCGUUGUGCUGGUGCAAUUAUACAAAAAAUUUCAAAGGGGGUCGGUCCAAGCUGCGUCUGAGUUGACUACGCCAUUUUGUAUCACUGCUGUGAUUCAAUAUAUCUCAGAUUUUCACUUCAUCAAUUCCAGUACGACAGCACUCGGCUUUGCCAUGGCAAACUUCCAGGUAGCUGUCGAAUAUUUUCUGCUGAGAGCAGAUCAUCGUGACGACUGUCAAGAGUGUGCCAAUCUUGAUUUGAAGACUGAUUACGGCUGCUCGCUAGCGAUCAAAGAGUCAAAGUGCAUGCGCGCUUCUCGUGAAAUACGUCAUGAUCUAAGCAAUGCAAUGGAGAAUGUGGAGCGUGCACGGGCAGAAGCUAGUCAAAAGAGCUUGCAGCCAUCGAACAGUAUUGAUUUUAAGCAAAAUGACUUGAUGACGGCAAAGCGUGUAUCUAUCAUUGGAAAUUGGUCUGAUUCAACUGGAGGAAAUGGAGUAAAAGAGCGCAUUGACACUGAUGUUACAUCGCCUUGUGCUCUCUGUCUUCAUCCUGUUAAAUUUGGUUUAGGCGAAAGGCAAAUUGAACUCAAUGACACUCGUGUGACUCAGGUAGGUGGUGGUCAGCGCUUUUUUGCAAUGGUUACAGAAGAUGGCAGUUUGUUCACAUGGGGAGACAGCAGCGGCGGUCGUUUGGGAUACGCAAUUGCUGAUGGUGAUUCACGAAGAGUGACCAUUCCUCGACGUGUCAUCGCACUACAGCAGCAGUGCAUUGUUCAAGUUGCUUGCGGAGGUUUUCACGCGAUUGCAACUGAUAUUAACGGACACGUCUUUACUUGGGGCAGUAAUUUGCGAGGCCAGUUGGGUUACACAUCCUCAGAAACAUCUAUCAGAGCAGGCAAAAUGCCAUCCGCGCUAGAAAGUCUUCGAGGAUUGUAUGUGAGCUCUGUAGCUUGUGGCGAGUAUCAUUCACUUGCACUGACGGCUGACGGCUGCGUUUAUUCUUGGGGCUGCAAUAAAUACGGAAAACUUGGUCGUGUUGCAAAUUUAUUCGUAGAAAUGGCGCACCCAAGACAGAUUGAAGCAAAUUGGACGGAUCGGGCUCCCGACGUAAGUUCGACAAAAAGAUUCCAGGAUAGCUAUGUAGUUCGUAUCGCAGCAGGGAAGGAUCAUUCACUUGCUACAAGCAGUGACGGUGCACUCUUCACAUGGGGGCGUGGUGACUCAGGUCAGCUCGGUCAUGGAUGUUACAUGGACGUAAGCGAACCUAAACAGGUGAUGGCAAUUAGAAUUGCAAGUUGCGAACGGUGUGAUGUUGUUGCCAUAGCCGGAGGGAACGACUUCUCACUUUUCUUGUUGCAAAAUGGUACCGUGUACAUUUCUGGAAGGGAUCCGUCGGUGGAGACAGAAAAGUCUUAUCUCUCGCCUAGGCUGCUGGUACUCCCAUCAAAACUUGGGCUCGAGUUCUUUGGACUAAUUAACGCAAUAUCUUGCGGCGAAGUUCAUUACGCGCUUUUGUCGAAGAAUGGCUCGCUCUUGUUAUCAUUACCCAGAUACUUAUUACCAUCGUCAGAUGCUGGAUUAUUGACAGUUGAGAGGCAUGAAAGACACGUAGUUUGGUUAAAAGAGGCUGGAUCUAUCUGUCGAAUGGUGUGCGGGGCGUCACAUACGCUCGUAGUCAUCUGA